UGAACGUGCGUCCAUGUUGGUGAUUCUGCUGAACUGUGUGACACUGGGCAUGUUUCAUCCCUGCGAGGACAGCGACUGCAAAACUGAGAGGUGCAGGAUCCUGCAGGAUUUCGACGACUUCAUCUUUGCGUUCUUCGCUGUUGAGAUGGUGAUCAAGAUGGUGGCUCUGGGGAUUUUCGGCAAGAAUUGUUACCUUGGUGACACAUGGAACCGCUUGGACUUCUUCAUUGUACUGGCUGGGAUGUUGGAGUACUCCCUCAACCUGCAGAACGUCAGUUUUUCAGCAGUGAGGACUGUUCGUGUGCUGAGACCACUGAGAGCCAUCAACCGAGUGCCAAGUAUGCGUAUCCUGGUGACCCUGCUCCUGGACACCCUGCCUAUGCUGGGCAAUGUGCUGCUGCUCUGCUUCUUCGUCUUCUUCAUAUUCGGCAUUGUGGGCGUCCAGCUGUGGGCCGGCCUGCUCAGAAACCGCUGCUUUGUGGAGGUCAACUUCUCCUUCCCUCUGGCUGUGAAGUCGGAGAAGUUACUUACUACCUACUACCACACUGAGAAUGACGACGAGAACCCCUUCAUCUGCUCUCAGCGCCGGGACAAUGGCAUGAGGGACUGCAGCACGGUGCCUAAGCUCUAUGAGGGAGGCCUGCAGUGCAACCUGGACAUGGACUUCUACAACAGCACCGACAACACCUCUUGCGUCAACUGGAACCAGUACUACACCAACUGCUCUGCUGGUAACUGCAACCCUUUCAAGGGAGCCAUCAACUUUGACAACAUCUGCUACGCCUGGAUUGCCAUCUUUCAGGUGAUCACUCUGGAGGGCUGGGUGGACAUCAUGUACUUUGUGAUGGAUGCUCACUCCUUCUACAACUUUAUCUACUUCAUCCUGCUCAUCAUUAUUGGCUCAUUCUUCAUGAUCAAUCUGUGCCUGGUGGUCAUUGCCACUCAGUUCUCCGAGACCAAGCAGCGGGAGAGCCAGCUGAUGAAGGAGCAGCGGGUGCGCUUCCUGUCCAACGCCAGCACUCUGGCCUCCCUCUCCGAGCCAGGCUCCUGCUAUGAUGAGCUCCUCAAGUACCUGGUUCACAUCAUCCGCAAAGGGGCCAAACAAGUGGCCCAUGUCUGCAGGCUCUUGGCUCGCCGUGCUGGGCUCAACAUAGCCGCCUCGCCCCCAGCCACGGAGCCUCAACGUAGUCAGCGGAGGAGGAGAAAGUCCUCCAGGCAGGGAUCUGUGUCUAUUCAUCACAUGAUGCACCAUCAUCACCACCACCACCACCACUACCACCUGAGAAAUGGCAGUGUGAGGGGAGGAGGGAGCCUCCACUGUAUGGAGGGUAGGGAUGUGGAAGCUGGAGCUCAUAAUAACAACGGAGGGGCUCUUGUUGCAACAACUGGCAGCGGACAUCUUGCUUUGGUGUCCCCAUCUACUGUGACAGCAGCCACCUCUGAUUCAAACCUAGCCACUUCGUCCAACCCUGCUGUAGGUGCUGCCGAUUCAGCUUCAGUGCGCAGUGUAUCCAACGUGGAAACUCUUGGCUGCACCCCAUCGCCCGCACCAACUCCGAGCUCCUUCACCUUGGCCCCUGCUCCUGCAUCAAGGGCCAUGAAAAGGAACUCUGUGCCCUUCGCUGCACCAGGUCCUAAAAACUAUCCCACCCUACAGGCCCGGGCCCUAGCAGAGUCUAGACGAGGAAGUGUUGCAGCCAGCACUCUGACAAACAUCAGCUUCAACCUCAAUAUCCCACCCAUGCCCCUGGGGAGACGGCCAUCGACUCUGGUGGACACACAAAACCCCACAGCCCAGCUCUCCUGCCAGCUGUCAGCUCGUGACCUCAGCACCAUGGACACGGCCGCUUUGACAUUGGACCCCGAGAGCUGCCCCUACUGCGCCAAGGCUCUGGCCCACGAAUCGGAGGGCGGCAUCGACACAGCAGGCGACUCGGACAGCGAGGGCGUAUACGAGUUCACCCAGGACCUCCACCUCAGGGACAGGAGAGACAGCCGUCAGCCCAAAAAGAAGCAGUGCAGGCUGGGCAAAACGGCAGCAAAGGUCGUUCACUUCUGGAGGCUGGUGUGUGACACGUUCAGGAAGAUCGUGGACAGCAAGUAUUUCGGACGUGGGAUUAUGAUCGCCAUUCUGAUCAAUACUCUGAGUAUGGGGAUCGAGUACCAUGAGCAGUUUCUGCUCUCCCUGCGUCACUUUCUGUUAAGGCUCAGGGAAGGGUAG
This is a messenger RNA of Paralichthys olivaceus (Japanese flounder), 2221 nucleotides long. NCBI's taxonomy places the organism in Eukaryota, Metazoa, Chordata, Actinopteri, Pleuronectiformes, Paralichthyidae. The record is from RefSeq and is a predicted model, not a curated record.